This is a messenger RNA of Triticum urartu, 1171 nucleotides long. RefSeq lists its product as uncharacterized. The record is from RefSeq and is a predicted model, not a curated record. Lineage: Eukaryota; Viridiplantae; Streptophyta; Magnoliopsida; Poales; Poaceae.
AGUAGCUCAGUCGUACGAGAUCUCCCAAAUUUCUCACCUCCCAGCGGAAAACCCAACAUCCCACUCCUCCGACCCCCUCGCAUCGCAUCCCUGUCGGAAUCGCGCAUCCGGGGUUCGCCGCCCUCGCCAUGGCGCAAGGUACCACGCCCUCCGCGGCCGGCGGAGGCGGAGGCGGCGGGGGUGUUUUCUCCACCCCGGCGGCGGUCGCGACGACUCCCCCGGGCACCCCCCGCGCGGCGGCGGCGGCGGCGCCGCCGGCCCCCUCCGGGCACUACGCGGUAGAGCUCUACUUCGAUCCCGCGCUGGAGAACCAGGUGCUCAAGGCGUGGAACGCUCUCGCCCGGCGGCAGCUCAGCAGCCGCCUCAUCGACACCGCGUCCCGCCCGCACCUCCCGCUGCUGCAUCUCCCGGCCGCCGCGCUCCCCGACCCGCUCCGCCUCGCGCCCGCCCUCCGCGCGCUCGCCUCCCGCAUCGACCCGCUCCCUCUCGCGCUCUCCUCGCUCGCGUCGCCCCCGUCAUCCCUUGAUGCGGGGGUCCUCUUCCUUUCGCCCACGCCAUCGGCGGCGCUGCUCGGCCUCCACGCGCAGCUCUGCGAGCUGCUGCGCAAGGACACGGGGCUCGAGGUGCCCGACGGGUUCCGCCCCGACAACUGGGUCCCGCGGUGCGCCGUCGCCGUCGAUGUGCCGCGUGGCCGUAUGGCCGAGGCCUUUUGCGUGCUCCGUGAGCUCAAGCUUUUGCCUGUCUCCGGGUAUGGUAUGGACAUUGCGCUGGUAGAAGUCGCGCCGGUGGUCAGAGAGGUCGUCUCGUACCCGCUUGGUGGCAGCGGCGGUGUUGGAGCCGAUUGAGAGGUGUUGUUGUAAUUUGUACAAUGUGAAGAACCUCCUGGAUGGGACUAUCAUAUUUAACAAAGGGCAUCAUAAUGAUAACAUGGGCAUCUCCUUGUCCAGUUUGCCCGAUUGGUAAGAAGCUAAGUCGGAAAAAGAAGGGUAGAUCAUACUGUAUCCUACCGCAUAUACAGUAUUUUCUUCUUAUUAUUUGUUUAAUCUUUUGGUUGAUAAUACUCCGCUACUCAGCUGUAGAAACUUCAUAAACUGAAAAUGUUACCUGUGUUCAAGUUUAUGUAAUGAAUGGUCGGUUAUUGUGCGUGUCGAGUUGAGGUCACUUGUGCUCU